Metarhizium brunneum ARSEF 3297 is the source of this 534-nucleotide messenger RNA. The record is from RefSeq and is a predicted model, not a curated record. Lineage: Eukaryota; Fungi; Ascomycota; Sordariomycetes; Hypocreales; Clavicipitaceae.
AUGUCUGGCCCUGGGUCAGAGACGUCCGAUGGUCGGUCGAUGCAGUCUCGAACCGGAAGAAAUAAGCAAAGUGCAACAGGACAACUUGCUAACGCUCUGUUCACCCGCAAUGUAGGGUACAACUCAAAAGGCGAGCGACUCGUCGCAGGAGUCGUCCCCUUAAGUCCCGACCUAAACUUCGUUCUUCUUAUACAGUCGACGCGGCGCAAAGGAUGGGUUCUCCCAAAAGGGGGAUGGGAGACCGACGAGUCUUGCCAAGAGGCGGCUACACGUGAAGCCUGGGAGGAGGCUGGAAUUACUAUUCAAAUUGACUAUGAUCUGGGCACCAUCGACGAAAAGCGACCCCCCAAGUCGUCCAAGGACAGAUCAAGAUACUCAUUUUUCCAGGUCACCGUCCUCAGCGAGGUGGAAGACUGGCCUGAGAGGCAUAAACGAGAGCGUCAGUGGUUUACCUAUACCCAGGCUCUUGACGCCUUGGCAACUCGGCCUGAGCUGCAGGAAGCGCUUCAGCGCUCUACUAUCAACCAAUUGUAG